Messenger RNA from Trichogramma pretiosum, 1035 nucleotides. RefSeq names its product inversin-like. Gene Ontology annotation, cellular component: cytoplasm; nucleus. NCBI's taxonomy places the organism in Eukaryota, Metazoa, Arthropoda, Insecta, Hymenoptera, Trichogrammatidae. Gene Ontology annotation, molecular function: protein binding. The coding region runs from base 1 to 1035 and encodes 344 amino acids. The record is from RefSeq and is a predicted model, not a curated record. The transcript has a single exon.
AUGACGUCCGAGUCCGACUACGAAUCCCACGAGAUGUUCUACUACGAGAGCGGAAGCAGCGAGUUUGUCGUGAACGAUUUCGAGCCUGAAGCAGCAGCGGCGGAUUUCCAACGAGAACAAUUCGAGAGUUUGAAGAGUUUGUUGCUCAAAAAACCCAACUGGAUCCGUCGCUUGAAGAAGGAGCGAUACGACGUCCAGCAACUGUACUCGUUGAUCAGCGAUUGGGACGGGCCGCUUCCGCAUCUCCGCGGCAUCCUGCAGGCCGAAGAAAUCGAGCGUCUUCUCGUGGAGUGCGUCAAUUUCACCAGCGGCCGCGAGUACAACUAUCCCGGCCAGAUAAUCAUCGAGUUCGUGGCUCGAAGCGGCUACAGGGACCAGCCCGGACUCGGUAUAGACGGUGAGCCGCUCCAGCAUCGAACCACAGCGAUACAUCAGGCCGCCAGACACUUGUUCGUCAACAGAAAUAUCGUGAUCCGUGAGCUGUUUAAGAUUUACGUUCGUUUCGACGUCAACUACACCGACGAGUUUGGAUAUACGCAUUUCCACAUUGCCUGCGAGAGUGGACAGGCCGACGUCGUCGUCAAGUUCCUCGAGGCUGAUCAAGAUCCCGAUUGCCUCGUACCAGGCACGGGAGAUCGGCCGCUGCAUUUGGCUCCCUUGGGGAACAACAAACAGGUAGUGGCAGCGCUGCUGAGGGCCGGAGCCAAUUCGAACUCGACUAACAUGGAUGGAAGGACACCCUUGCAUAUGAUUUGCAAGAUCAACGACGAAUACAGCUUCAUAGACGAGUUCUUUUCAGUCAACGACGAAUUGGAUCGGAAGAUUCUGGUCGAUGCACGAGACAAGCUAGGCAACACGCCGCUACACUUGGCUUUCAUGCGCUCGCGCGGCAACGAGACGGCAGCCGAGUAUCUGUUGAGACGUGGCGCUGACCCCAACGAGAUCAACCAAGAUGGACUUACUGCUCUGCACCUCUGCCUANAAAUUGGUAUAUUCGAUAAAAUUAUCCAUCCAGUUUUCGACUACCUGCAUUAA